AUGGGAAUGGACAUCCUUAGCCCCUUCUCACCUGGCAAGGGGCAACUGAAAUUCCUAAUUGCUAACAAAAGAAAUGUUUUCAUUUUACAGGCAUGUAAGAAGCUUAACCAAAUAGAACUUUCAGACUGUGAAAUAUUUACUUCCUGUGAGCCUUGCCCCAUGUGCUUUGGUGCAAUCCACCUUGCUCGAAUUAAGAGGUUAGUUUAUGGAGCAAAGGCUGAGGCAGGAAUUGCUAUUGGGUUUGAUGAUUUUAUUGCAGAUGCACUGCGAGGUACUGGAUUCUAUCAGAAAGCAACACUGGAAAUCAAAAGAGCUGAUGGUAAUGAGGCCGUGAUUGCUGAAGAGGUCUUCGAGAAAACAAAGACAAAAUUCCAAAUGUAUUAGAUCUGUCAUUUUUUACAU
Molecule: messenger RNA, 402 nt
Organism: Vigna unguiculata (cowpea)
Lineage: Eukaryota; Viridiplantae; Streptophyta; Magnoliopsida; Fabales; Fabaceae
Product: guanosine deaminase pseudogene
Source: RefSeq, a predicted model, not a curated record